UCGACUCAACCCGGAACUUUAAAUGAUCAAUUACUUUUUGAAAUUCUGUAAGAAAUUUCUCCGCCUAGGGGAGCCUUCUCCAAGAUUGUUCAUAUUCAAAAUAGAAUUAUCUCGGAUUAUUGUCGUCCUUUCUAGGGAGAGAUUGCAAAUGCUUCCAUUUCCGAACUCGGGGCUUUCGCGAGGACACUGACUUCUCUUUUCAAAAAGAGUCUUAGGACGACACCCAUACACACACUUCAAGAUGCCGCAACAGAAAGAUAUUGUGAAGAUUGCCAUCCAGAUGCCAGGGGCAUACCCUCAGCUCAUUCAACUGGACCAGAAAAAGCCCCUUUCUGCCGUAAUAAAGGAGGUUUGUGAUGGGUGGAAUCUUCCAGGCCCUGAUAACUACGCCCUCCAGUAUGCUGACGGUGUUCAGACCUACAUCACUGAAUCUAACCGUCUGGACAUAAAGAAUGGCUGCAUUCUCCGUCUGACCAAGGCACCGGGCUGUUGUGCCGAGGACCUCUACAAGGGCAUCCAGAGCUCAGACUCAGACAUGCGCUGUGAUUCGCUGAAACAGCUGGCCUGCGUGUCUACUGAUGUAACGUUUGCUCAGGAGUUUAUCAGCCGUGAUGGCCACUCUCUGCUGGUGAAGAUCGUAGAGGAGGCUCAAGAGGCCCCUCUGAUCAUGACCUACACACUGACAGGCUUCAUGGAGCUGAUGGAUCAUGGGAUUGUAUCAUGGGAGAACCUCUCUGCUGUCUUCAUCAAGAAGAUUGCCAGCUUCGUCAAUGCCAUGGUGCUGGAUGUGUCUAUCCAGCAGGUGUCCCUGGCCAUCCUGGAGAGCAUGGUGCUGAGCAGCAGCAGCCUCUUCCAGCAGGUCAAGCAGGAAGUCACUUUAGAGAGACUGCUCUCACAUCUACAGGUGACAAACCAGCAGAUUCAAACCAAAGCCAUGGCCCUCCUCAUGGCUCUGCUACAGACAGCUGGAGAUGCAGACAGACAGGAGUUGUUUGUCUUCCUAGGGAAAAAGAAUCUUCGACAGUACAUCUAUAAGAACAUCAUCCAUAGUUCUGCCUCCGUGGGGGAUGAGAUGGCCCACUACCUGUACGUCCUCCAGUCUGUCACUCUGAACCACCUGGAGCCUCGCAUGAGAAUGCCCCUGGACUCCUACAACCAGGACCAGAGGGAGAUUAUACACGGCCUGCGGCAGGCUGCCUUUGAGAUGGAGAGUGAGAACAGCUUGAGUCAUGAGCGACGACGCUCUCUCUGUGCCAAGGAGUUCCAGAAGCUGGGCUUCUCUAACAACAGUAACCCAGGUCAGGACCUGCUCCGGGCACCUCCUGGCCUGCUGGCCCUGGACACCAUGGCCCACUUCGCCUCCCGCUACCCCGAUGCCUACAGCAGGUUUGUUCUGGAGAACAGCAGUAGGGAGGAUAAGCACGAAUGUCCAUUCGCCCGCAGCAGCAUCCAGCUGACUCUCAUCCUGUGUGAGAUCCUACGCAUCGGAGAGCCCCCCUCAGAGACAGGUUCAGACUACCACCCCAUCUUCUUCUCUCAGGACCAGCUGCUGGACGAGCUCUUCUGCAUCUGCAUCCAGCUGCUCAAUAAGACCUGGAAGGAGAUGAGAGCCACGCAGGAGGACUUUCACAAGGUAAUGCAGGUUGUGCGUGAGCAGAUCACCAGGACGCUGUCCAGUAAGCCCACGUCUCUGGAGCUGUUUAAGAAUAAGGUGAAUGCCCUGAACUACAGUGAGAUCCUCAAACUACGCCAGACGGAGCGGUUGCACCAAGAAGAGACCCUCGCUCCGCCUGUAUUAGAGCUGAAGGAGCGACUGAAGCCAGACCUGUUGGAGCUGAUUCGCCAGCAGAGACUGAACCGCCUGUGUCAGGGAACCCUCUUCCGCAAGAUCAGCAGCCGACGCAGACAGGAUAAGUUGUGGCACUGUCGCUUGUCGCCCAAUCACAAAGUCCUGCACUUUGGCGAUGUGGAGGACACAGAAACACCCACCAUCGAGAGUCUCCAGGAGAAGAUUCCUGUGGCAGAUAUCAAAGCACUGCUGACAGGGAAAGACUGCCCUCACAUGAAGGAGUACAAGGGCAAACAGACCAAGGAAGUGUUGGACCUGGCAUUCAGCAUCACAUAUGACGUGGAGGAGUACAGCCUCAACUUUAUUGCCUCAUCCAGAACAGACUUCUGCCUGUGGACGGAUGGAUUGAGCGUGCUCCUGGGACGGGACAUGAGCAGUGAGUGCAUGAGGAGCGAGCUGGAGAUCCUGCUCUCUAUGGAGAUCAAGCUCCGCCUCCUGGAUCUGGAGAACGUGCCCAUCCCAGACACUGCCCCGCCGGUGCCCAAACCCCCCAGCAACUUCAACUUCUGCUACGACUUUAGCCAGGCUGAGCAGUAGGCCUGGGGCCAGGGCAUGGAAGGGCAGAGGAGUAGACCUCGGGCCUGUUUAUGAUGUAACGUUACAGAAUGCUCAGAUAGAAAUGUAUGAAUUAGAACAGAUAUAAUAGUCUGUGGAAUAGGCAAUUGUGUCAGCUCUAUUCAUUCUAUUUCUAUUUGCAAUGUUCAGAAUGUUUCAUGUCAUUAAUUGCACCCUAGUAACGACCAAGCCUGUAGACAUCUACACAGCAGGAGGAGUGGACAUGGAGGACUGUAUGGACAAAGUUGAUCUAAUGCAUAGGCAAAGGUUUCAUCUUAUAUGAGCGGAAUCAAGGCUGAAGACAAUUCCUUGGGUUCUAUUGGAGUGGUCACACAAGUGUAUUGUAACUGUACAGUGAGAGUAUGUUUUCUGUUGUUGGAUACUUGAGGCUUUAGCUUUACUUCAGUUCAUCUCCCGUCCUGACAUCUGACUACACCUCUCCAUGGCUCCUGUCCUCCACGCUCCUCUGUGGAUUGUCUUUAGGCGGAGAGUUUGUUUCAUUGUUGUCAUAUCUAUGUUUGUUUUUCUACUUUUCUCGGGUGUGAUUUCCAUAAACUGAAAGCUUUGUGAGGCAGGAUGCAUGGCAGCUCUUCUGAAGGUACUCAACCCAAGGACUGAGGCAGAACAGAGCCAUAUACAUAUAUUUGUGUAUAUACUGUCUCUGAGACAGAAUCCCUUGGAUUUCUGACAUUGUACUUAACUUGACCUACUCAAACAGAAUCCCUACUCCCUGUUCUAAAGUGGUACUUUAAUGAGUUGAAGAACAGAUACUCAGCUCCAAGCCUAUUCAAAUCCCUAUUUAUAAUAUAUUAAAUCCUAUUUUUAACUGUG
This is a messenger RNA of Coregonus clupeaformis (lake whitefish), 3235 nucleotides long. Its product is annotated as engulfment and cell motility protein 3. The coding region runs from base 242 to 2386 and encodes 714 amino acids. NCBI's taxonomy places the organism in Eukaryota, Metazoa, Chordata, Actinopteri, Salmoniformes, Salmonidae. The transcript is spliced from 21 exons. Gene Ontology annotation, biological process: cell motility; actin filament organization. The record is from RefSeq and is a predicted model, not a curated record.